Molecule: messenger RNA, 2431 nt
Organism: Dacryopinax primogenitus
Lineage: Eukaryota; Fungi; Basidiomycota; Dacrymycetes; Dacrymycetales; Dacrymycetaceae
Product: long-chain-fatty-acid-CoA-ligase
Exons: 7
Coding region: 141-2177 (678 amino acids)
Biological process (GO): long-chain fatty acid metabolic process; long-chain fatty-acyl-CoA metabolic process
Cellular component (GO): lipid droplet; plasma membrane; endoplasmic reticulum
Molecular function (GO): long-chain fatty acid-CoA ligase activity
Source: RefSeq, a predicted model, not a curated record
CUUCCUCCUUCCUUUCUCUCUGACGACUUACGCGUACCUCCUCUCUCCAUCCCUCCCUCCCGCAUAUAUCCCCCUGAUCCGUCAUCUUUCACUCCCCAACCAUCAUCUUUCACCUCCAAACCUAACAUUGACACAUGAGAAUGGCGCCUCAAAUGGGUUCCUUCGAGUGCGGCACCACCUCGCCUGGCGAGACAGCCCCAAGGGUCGGAUAUGCCACCCCUAAGGGGCUUGUCAGCCGUCCAGGACCAGAUAUCGACACCGUCUACGAUAUCCUGCAGUACACGGCAAAGCGACAUGGUGACCGGGACGCUAUCGGCUACCGCGAGAUCCUGAACAUCAUCGAGGAGGAGAAGGAGGUCAGGAAGAUGGUCGAUGGUAAGGAGCACAUCGAAAAGAAGAAGUGGUUGUAUUGGCAAAUGAGCGAGUUCAAAUAUUGGACGUAUGUCGAGUUCAGAGACAAGGUCCUGCGCGUCGCCAGUGGGCUCCGAGAGAUGGGCAUGGAACCAGGCAACGUGUUCAACAUCUACGCUGAUACAUCGCACAUAUGGCAGCUUAUGUCACAUGCUUGUGCAGCUAAUGCAAUGAUCGUCGCCACCGCAUAUGCCACGCUUGGUGAGAGCGGACUUCAGCACUCCCUGGAGGAGCCCGAGGUCGCAGGCGUUUUUACCAAUGCCGACCUACUGGGGACGUUGCUCAAGGUGGUCGAUAAGACGCCAACGGUCAAGAUCAUCGUCUAUGAUGGCAAGCCGAAAGCCGACAUACUCGAGAAGCUGAAGAAGAUCAGGAACGGAGAGAUAAGGCUGAUUCAUAUCGAUGAUCUGGAGAAGCUUGGGGCGGAGCACCCGCACGAACCCACUCCGCCGAAGUUCGAGGGCACAGCUUGCAUUAUGUACACUUCUGGAACCACAGGUCCACCGAAGGGUGUGGUGAUCACCCACUCGAACUUGGUCGCUACAGUCGGCUCAAUUUUCACGCUCCUUGGCAAGUGGAUCCAACAAACCGACUGCUUCCUUGCUUUCCUCCCUCUCGCACACAUCCUCGAGUACGUGGUCGAACUGGGUAUGUUCUAUGUCGGCAUGCCGAUUGGUUAUGGGCGCGUGAAGACGCUGACGGAUGCGUCCGUGCGCAAUUGCCUGGGCGACCUGCGCGCUUUCAGGCCCACGAUCAUGGUUGGCGUACCCGCUGUCUGGGAGACAAUUCGCAAGGGUAUCGUCGGCAAGGUGAACCAGGGAGGCACCAUGAAGAAGAACAUCUUCCACGGUGCCCUCAGCGUGAAGAAAUUUGCGACGAAUAACAAGCUCCCCAUUGUUGCGAAUCUCACGGACACGGUUGUGUUCAACCAGGUGAGGGAGCAGACAGGUGGCAGGCUGCGCCUGACUCUGUCUGGCGGUGCCGCAUUAUCCAAGGAGACCCAGGAAUUCCUCACCAUGGCUCUCGUUACUAUCCUAUCUGGAUACGGUCUGACCGAGUCCUGCGGUAUGUCCUGCAUUCUACCACCCGACUUCAUGCAGUAUGGCCCUGUUGGUGUCCCUGUGCCAAGCAUGGAGGUCAAGCUCGUGGACGUGGAGGAUGCUGGAUACAGAGCAACCAACAACCCGCCACAAGGCGAGAUCUGGAUCCGCGGGAACUCGCUCUGCAAGGGGUACUUCAAACGCCCUGACCUGAACGAGGAGGCAUUCACGCCAGAUGGCUGGUUCAAGACUGGUGAUGUCGGCCAGUGGGAGAAAGACGGCACGAUGAGCAUUAUCGACCGAAAGAAGAACCUCGUUAAACUGUCGGGCGGUGAGUAUAUCGCGCUCGAGCGACUCGAGUCGAUCUACAAGUCGUGCAACCUCGUGAACAACAUUUGCGUGUACGCCGAUCCAGACGCGUCCAAGCCUAUGGCAGUCAUCCAUCCGCACGAGAGCAACCUGCGGCAUGCGACGGGUAGCGAAGCGCACUUGUCCGAGAUGUGCGCGGACAAGAAGGUCGCUGAGCUCAUCCUGAAGGAAUGCAAUGCUGUGGGUAAGAAAGCGGGACUGAAGGGCAUGGAAACCCUUCAAGCAGUCGUGCUCACUUCUGACGAGUGGACGCCCGAGAAUGGCCUUGUGACAGCCGCACAAAAGCUUCAGCGGAGGAAGAUCUCGGACCGGUAUAUGGAUGAGAUCAAGGAGGUCUACAUCAUCGACAGGGAUUAGGUUCCCAUCCGCUCGGUUCUCCCAUGCCCUCUCUUUCACCCUCAAUUCUCCUCGGUAUGAACACACUCUGCCAGUUGGCUAACUGUCCUCGCAAUUCGCGAGGCUUCCUUUUCCACUCACACUCUCACACUCUCGACAUGCUUCUUUCCUGCUGACACCCCACUGCGGAUAGGACAGGCCCCUUGCUGUUAUCGCCUUGCAACAACCCCAUUCCGUAGUAAUCAUAUCUGUACAACACUAAAGCGAUUCCCUCU